This is a messenger RNA of Cornus florida, 948 nucleotides long. RefSeq lists its product as uncharacterized. Lineage: Eukaryota; Viridiplantae; Streptophyta; Magnoliopsida; Cornales; Cornaceae. The record is from RefSeq and is a predicted model, not a curated record. The transcript has a single exon. The coding region runs from base 1 to 948 and encodes 315 amino acids.
AUGUUUUAUGACCAUGAAGCCCGUAGGGAAAUCAACAAAAUUAAGCUAUACAUUGUUGCACCUAUCUUGUUGAAUGAAGCACCAAAUGAGGAUAUCUUAGGUAAUGAUGUGGGUUGGGGUGUAGGGUGGGAUGAAUCAGACCCCAUUGCUCCUGUGUCAAGCCCAUAUGGCCCUAAUGAUGAGUUGAUAAGCUUGAAUGGAUCUGAUGAUGAAGUUCUUGAUACUGAAUCUAUUUACCAAGAAUACAUUCCUUCAAGGGAUUCAGGAGAAAAUGAACUAGAAAUAGAUAUGAAAUUUGGCUCUGUUGGAGAUUUUAGGUUGGCCCUUAGAGAGACAGCAUUGAGGGGUAAGUUUGAUAUAAAGUUCACAAAGAAUGAUGGAGAUAAGGUAAGUGCAGUAUGUAAGGCUGAAAGUGGUUGGAGAAUAUAUGCAAGUAAAACAGAAGGUGAUGAUUGUUUGAUAGUUAAGACAUAUGUGCAAGAUCACGCAAACUGUCUUUGGUUUCAUAGCAAUGCACAAGCCUCAUCAUCCUUUAUUGUAAACAAAUACUUAGAACAACUAAGAUUGAACCCAAAGAUGCCUUUGAGUACACUUAAGAGCACUAUUGCUUCUGAUUUGGACAUUGAUGUGUCCAAACACAAAGUGUAUAGGGCUAAGAAGAAAGCAUUAGAGAUCAUUGAAGGAAAUGAAGAAGAGCACCAUGAAAAAAUAAGAGAUUACUGCAGUUUAAUCUUGAGAAGUAACCCUGGCAGUAUUGUUAAAUUGCAAACUGAGCCCGCUGGUGUUAAGAAUGAGAGAAGGUUCAUGAGAGUGUUUAUCUGUUAUGAUACAAUGAAAACUAGUUUUAAAGAAGGUUGUAGGCCUCUCAUUGGUGUGGAUGGUUGCUUCCUAAAGGGACCAUAUGGUGGCCAUCUUUUGAGUGCAGUGGCCAAUAAUGGAAAUGGAUAG